Bipolaris zeicola 26-R-13 is the source of this 261-nucleotide messenger RNA. RefSeq lists its product as uncharacterized. The record is from RefSeq and is a predicted model, not a curated record. Bases 1 to 261 code for a protein of 86 amino acids. Lineage: Eukaryota; Fungi; Ascomycota; Dothideomycetes; Pleosporales; Pleosporaceae. The transcript has a single exon.
AUGUCCUGUCCAACGCACAACCACCACCAUCGCCCGCGCACUGACAACAACAAUGACGCUGCCGCUAACCAAAGCGUUCGCAUGCGCCGCCACACACCACACGAACCAGUCGCCAAUCGUUGCCCCAUCCAUCCCCCAAGUGCUGACUCAGUGACGCGUGCAAACCAGCAUUGCGCCCGCCCGCUGUCAAACAAUGCCCUUGUUCAUGGCUCCGUCAUCACAACCACUGCUACAAUGAGACUGCUCAUACUUACAUAUUGA